AUGAGCGAUCCAGGGCCAGAGACAAGUCAGAAGCUGAGCAUCAGAGGCAAAAAAGCUUGCUUGAACUGUAGAAUUCGAAAGGUCAAAUGUGUCCUUGAAGACAAUAGCCCGCCUUGCAAGAAUUGUCGGCUUGAUGGAGCAGUCUGCAAUUUUAUCGAGAGUAAGCGAGGCAAACGAGGCCGGCGAGCUCGUACGCAUCACAAAGUCAAAGACUUUGUGAAUGAACAACCGAUCAAACGCAGGGUAAUCGGUCCAAAUCCGAAGUCGACCUUGGUGGAAUGGAGACCACCCGAGAUUAAACAUACUGAAGACUGGCUUGUCAACUCAGAAUCAGUUCCGGUUCCUGUGCAGGUGGUGGAUUGUGUCAUUCCCGAACAAUUCAGUCAAGAUUUCACACAGUUUCAACAGGACCUUGACGAAGACGCCUCUAACCAUCAAUAUGACUCUGGAGAGAGCGGCGCGGAAAUAAGCAGCACCAGUUCAAGAUGGAGGACUCCCCCUAUCUUGCCAGAAUUCAUGCACCGACAGUUGUCUUAUGCACCUCUGAUACAGCAUUACACCAACACCAACACUCACACUCACAUCAAUGACCCUCUUGCGACGCUGGAAAUGGAACUAGAAACCGAUCAUGAACCGCACAAGGGCCACGGUUCAUCAACGACAACAAUCAUGGCGACGCCAAUGAUGGCCGUACCACCCACCGCCGCAACCAAGUCGGUGAGUGAUUCGACGACCACGCCCAAAUCUAGCAGAGGUUUGUCUGCCUUGAACAACGACUUGCUCCACAGCCUGGGAUCGGAAGAUUUUAGAUUUCUCGUCAGGAAAGGGGCGAUGAAGAUUCCAGAUCGACAAGCAAUGACCCAACUAAUUCGAGCAUACAUCAUGUAUGUUCAUCCUUGGUUGCCCGGUUUGGAUCUUCGCUUCUUGUCCAUGUGUGUCUCAGAUUGCGACACAGGCGCCGAUGAGAGCCAGCAACCGCCAUCGCCCACGCCAUGCAGGAUCAGCAUCUUGUUACUGCAAGCAGUCCUUUUUGCAGGUGCGUCUGCAUGCGACUGGUCUGUCCUAGCAAGCCUUGGGUACAGUUCGCGAAGAGAAGCUCGAAGAGCCAUGUAUGAGCGAGUUCGUCUUCUUUACAAUUUCGAUGUAGAACAGGACCGCGUCGUGGUCCUCCAAGCAGUUUUAUUAAUGUCAAUAUGGUCAGAGACAGCCGACGAUGAAAAGGGCGGAUGGCAUUGGCUUGGUGUUGCCCAGUCUAUUGCCCUCGGGCUCGGACUGCACCGCAAUCCACGCGAUGAGUCAACCAGUCUUGACACGCGGCGGCUGAGACGCCGGCUCUGGUGGUCGCUAUACAUUCGUGAUCGAAUGUUUGUGUUGGCCAUGAGUCGGCCUGCACGACUACGCGACGAAGACUUUGAUACCGCACCCUUGACCAUGGAUGAUUUCGACCUGGGCGAAUCGUCACCUGGAACCAAGGCAGACGCUGCAGUGAGCAAUUUGAUGUCCGCAUGCGGAGUGUGUCUGCAAGAUCAGAUUGAGGCAUACAAAACCACCGUCAUGCUGGCCGAACUGAGCACAUUCAUCAGUGAGGUGGUCUCGUUACAAUUUUCUGCCGUUAGUUCGGCCUCUCACAAGCACCAGAGUCAGUCGGCGGCCAAGACAAACACUCCUCUCCUGCUGCCGUGGCCGAGGGGGCCUCAUGGCCUGGGCCCGCAAGUGUGGGCGCUUGAUCAGAGGCUCCAGGAUUGGUAUCGCCGCAACGACUUGGGCGACGUGGGUAAUGAGCGCUCAUGUGGUGGUACGCGCUCCACAAGCUCUCCAGCCUCAAAAUCGGGCUCACCUUCGUUUGAAGAUGGUGGGUUGCCUCCCAAUGUUACAGUGUUGCGUGGCUACAUCCGCAUGACAUUCUACUCCGUCAGUGCCGCCCUUCACCGGCCUCAACUGCAAUAUGGCCAACAGGAGAAGAUCCCAAGUAAUGCCAACGGGAGCACCAGCACUCAGUUCCAAAAGGCUCAAAGCAACCGGUCGAAAUAUAAGGUCCAAGCCGCUUGCGAUGAGAUAGCCUUGGUGACUCAUCAGUUGGAAAUGUCAGGAAUCAUUUGCUUUGGACCCAUGGCAAUCAUCAUGUAUCAGAUUCCAACGGUGUUGUUUUUCCUCUCCCAGAUAAAUGAUACGGACGAUUCCGGCGCCCGGCAGGAUGCGACGGAAAAAAUCUGCCAUUGUCUGCAGGGGCUUGAAAGCAUGCGAUCGGUUUAUAUAGGCGCUGAAAUCGCGGCCUCGAUUAUUUGCCAUGGCAUGCAAAAGGCACAAGCGUCGGUAAUCCGAGGCAAGAAUGCGACGUUUCAAGGAAUCACUCAUAAGGGGGCCUCUUAUAUCAUUCCUACAGCCACCGAACCGGACAAUUCGCGCCAGCACAAUGCACCAGAUAUGUCCAUGCCGCCAACACUAUCAUCUGGCUCUGACGUCGAGUCUGGGGUUUGCGACCUGUCCACGUCGCUACUAGGAACAUCCUUACUGGAAGGGGACCCUUUCUGGGAUUUAUCAUGGUACUAUAAUGACGAUGCAGCCAUGAAUCCAUCGUUCUACGCUUCCACCUCGGAUGAGUGGUCAAAGCAGUAUUGUAGCCUUAAACCUUGA
This is a messenger RNA of Exophiala mesophila, 2634 nucleotides long. RefSeq lists its product as uncharacterized. Gene Ontology annotation, biological process: regulation of DNA-templated transcription; DNA-templated transcription. Gene Ontology annotation, molecular function: DNA-binding transcription factor activity, RNA polymerase II-specific; DNA binding; zinc ion binding. NCBI's taxonomy places the organism in Eukaryota, Fungi, Ascomycota, Eurotiomycetes, Chaetothyriales, Herpotrichiellaceae. Bases 1 to 2634 code for a protein of 877 amino acids. The record is from RefSeq and is a predicted model, not a curated record. The transcript is spliced from 4 exons.